Rotaria sp. Silwood1 is the source of this 714-nucleotide messenger RNA. The record is from the annotation of a GenBank genome assembly. Lineage: Eukaryota; Metazoa; Rotifera; Eurotatoria; Philodinida; Philodinidae.
AUGGCUCAAGACGCAAUCGAUAAAGAUCAACUCGUGUUCGGCUAUUGGAAUAUUCGUGGUCUGGCUGAACCAUCACGAUUGACUCUUCACUAUACUAAAACACCUUAUACCGACAAAAUGUAUCAGAUGGGUGAUGCUCCUGAAUAUAGUCGCGAUGAAUGGCUUAGUGAAAAGUUUAAACUCGACUUGGAUUUUCCCAAUUUACCCUAUCUGAUCGAUGGUGACUUCAAACUCACACAGUCGAAGGCUAUUUUGUACUAUCUCGGUCGCCAAAAUAAUCUUAUGGGCAAGAAUCCAAAAGAGGAAGCCCUAAUUAUGAUGCUCUGCGAACAAGCUCAUGAUCUACGUAUGAAAUUUGGUAUGGUCUGCGUUGGUCCAAAUGGCGAUUCGGAAAAUGAAAGGAAAAAGUUUCUUGAAACAACAGUUACCGAAGAAAUAAAACAACUCAAUGCUUAUCUUGGCAAGCACAAGAGCAAGUUUGCUGUAGGUGAUACACCCACUGUGGCUGAUUUUCAGUUAUUUGACUAUAUCGAUUGUUGUUGUUCAAUCGAUGGUGGACGUACACUGCUCGACAAAUAUACGAAUGUGAAAGAGUUACUUCAACGAAUUCGUGAAUUGCCUGAAUUAAAAGAUUACAUUGUCAAGUCACACGCUCAAUUACCGAUGCAUGCUAAAAUAGCCAAGUUCGGAACACAAGUAAUCGAGCAAAAGUGA